GGGUGUCUCCAGGCGCAGCCAAUCGCAAGCCCCGGCGCUCGCUCCCACUCCCUGCUCCGCAGCGGCCGCGCCGCGUGUGACCCUGCAGACUGCGGUAGCUGGUUUGUGGCGCUUGUCUCGGCCAUGCCGUUCCUGGAGCUAGACACCAGCCUCCCGGCCGCUCAGCUGCCCCAGGGCUUAGCCGGCAAGCUGUGCGCGGCCGCCGCUGCGAUCCUGAGCAAGCCCGAGGAGAGGAUAAACGUCACUGUGAAGAGCGACUUGCCCAUGGUGGUUGGCGGCUCCGCAGCGCCCUGCGCUCAGCUUCUUGUCUCAUCCAUCGCAGUGGUGGGAACCGCGGAGCAGAACAGAGGGCACAGUGCCAAGUUCUUUGAGUUCCUUACCAAGGAGCUGGGGCUCGGUGCAGACAGGAUUCUGAUCCGUUUUUAUCCACUGGAACCUUGGCAGAUUGGCAAGAAAGGAACUGUCAUGACUUUCUUAUGAUCUCUUCAAGAAACCCAUUAAAAAGAAACCCUUGUGGAGGGCACAACCCCAGGAUGGCCAGCUCUACCUGUUUGUUUCUACGCAAGAUCUGAUAUGUAUCCUUCUACACCUCCACUCAUGUAGUUCCUUUCUGUUUCUGCUUCCUGUGUGCACACAGCUCCAAAGCGGGGCUUACCAGCCAAACUCUUUGACAGUAACAGUUGGAAGUCUUUGUCUCACACCUGUCUUGUGGGCCAGAGACAAUGCAGUUACCUAUGAUCUCAAACAAAACUUGAAUCGUGAGGUUUGUGUAGCUGGGAGUUUGUUUUGUCAUCAGCAGCGUCAUGAUGGCCUUCCUUAUUUGGAUCCAGUUAAUCCAAGUUUUGUAGUCUUUUCCUUUAGCAGUGAACAGUUCUUUAUUUCUGUUGCGUGGUUGGCAUCAUUGAUAACUGACUGGGGAGGUUCUCCAGUUUUGUUCAGCCUGAGGGCUGCUUUGCAAGAGAAAGACAGAUCCUGUCAUGUGCUAACCUUUUCUCUUCCUUGUGAAAUUCUGUCUGUUCUAGGAGUCCAUGGGCCAUAGCUUGAGAGUUUAUGGGCUUAACUUUACCACCAGAUAGAAUGCUGAUUGGGACCAUGUCCCUGUAGACUCUUCUACACCAGAAGUCACUAAAUGUUGCUCAUUAGUCUGGCAAUAGGCACUAAACUAAUUC
This is a messenger RNA of Terrapene triunguis (Three-toed box turtle), 1169 nucleotides long. RefSeq names its product D-dopachrome tautomerase (gene DDT). The record is from RefSeq and is a predicted model, not a curated record. NCBI's taxonomy places the organism in Eukaryota, Metazoa, Chordata, Testudines, Emydidae. The transcript has 3 exons. Gene Ontology annotation, molecular function: phenylpyruvate tautomerase activity. Bases 124 to 480 code for a protein of 118 amino acids.